AUGGACAGCGGUGCGAGUGAGAGUGUAAGCGCGGAGCGGCGUCGCGCCUCCGGCGGGGAGGGUCGGCGGUGGAAGGUGUUCUGCUCGCGCAACAUGCCCGACGUGGCGCUCGAGCUCACCCGCGAGGUGGCCGACGUCGACCUGUGGGACGGCGAGGACGCGCCCCCUCACGACGUGCUCCUGGAGCGUCUGCGGGACUGCGACGGAUUCAUCUCACUCCUCACCGACCGCAUCGAUGCCGACCUCAUGGACCGCUGCCCGCGCCUCAAGGUCAUCACCCAGCUGGCCGUCGGCUUCAACAACAUCGACAUUGCGGCUGCCACCGCUCGCGGCAUCUACGUCACCAACACCCCCGACGUCCUCAACGAGACCGUCGUGGAGACGACCUUUGCUCUGCUCUUCGCCAUGGCCCGCCGUAUCGUGGAGGCCGACAAGUACGUGAGGGAUGGCCAGUGGAAGAUUUCGUGGCAUCCGCUCAUGAUGCUGGGCUCGGAUUUGUUCGGCGCUAAGCUGGCGAUCGUGGGGCUGGGUCGCAUUGGCAAGAGGGUGGCUCUCAUCGCCCAGGCCUUUGGCGCCGAGGUCAUCUACUUUGACGAGUACCGCUCCCUGGAUUUCGAAAAGGAGCACAACGUCAGGUGGCUGCCUCUCGAUGACCUGUACAAGGAGGCCGACUUCAUCUCCCUCCACGUCAACCUCACGGACUCGACGCGCCACAUGAUCAAUGCCCGUUCUCUGGCCCUCAUGAAGCCGACGGCCAUCAUCAUCAACACGGCCAGGGGUCCCGUCAUCAACCAGAAGGACCUCACUCAGGCCCUCAAGGAGAAGAAGAUCGGCGGAGCUGCCCUCGACGUGUUCGAGCAGGAGCCCAUCGACCCGUCGGACGAGCUGCUUUCGCUGACCAACGUGGUGGUGGCCCCGCACGUGGGAUCGGCCUCCUUCCGCACCCGCUUCCUCAUGGCCCAGAUGCAAACGCCAGCCAGCACUAACGCGCACGUGGUUGCCCGGAGGAUGGCUGCAGAAAUCGUGGGCAAGAACCAGCAGGCCUUCUGGCGGGGCGAGCGUCCGCCGCAGCUCGUGAACGCUGACGUGAUGCGCGUCAAUCCUUGA
Acanthamoeba castellanii str. Neff is the source of this 1107-nucleotide messenger RNA. Its product is annotated as glyoxylate reductase. Gene Ontology annotation, molecular function: NAD binding; oxidoreductase activity, acting on the CH-OH group of donors, NAD or NADP as acceptor. NCBI's taxonomy places the organism in Eukaryota, Discosea, Longamoebia, Acanthamoebidae. The record is from RefSeq and is a predicted model, not a curated record. Bases 1 to 1107 code for a protein of 368 amino acids. The transcript has 9 exons.